AUGGCUCUUGUGAAAGCAGUUCAAGAACAGCAAAUCCCAUACAAAGAAAAUGGGAGCUCUGGUGAACAACUGAAGAGGUUAAAUGUUGUAGUAAUUGCUUUUACUUCUCUUCUUAUUUUAGAAGCUUCUCCACAUCUGCCAGCACCGAAGGAUGUAACAGUUCAUUCCUCUAACUUUCGUAAUUCCCUGAGAUGGUCUCCUGUUCAAGUGGAUGGAGGCUCGGUGUCCUACACAGUCCAGCUUAAAACAGGUGCCUACAACCGCUGGAGUGAGAUAAACUGCACCCGUAUUGCCCAGACUGAGUGCAGUUUCCUCCAGUCAGCAAAGGCACGUCGCUGGACAAUUGUUCUUCGUGUUAGGGCUGAAAUGGGGCCAAGGACUUCAGCCUGGGUAGAAACAGACCCAUUUGUGGCAGAGAGAAACACUACCAUAGGACCUCCUAAAGUAAACAGUGUGAUUGUAAGCUCUGACUCCCUUCUCAUUGGUGUCGCACCUCCUUUUGGACCUGAGGCAGGUUACCUUUUCCAGUAUCAUGUGUCCUACUGGGAGAACACAACAAUUACUACUAAAAAAGAGAUAAAGAGAAGCGAUACACUAUUCAAAAUUAAAGAUUUGAAGCAAUUGACACUUUAUUGUUUUACAAUUCGAGUAGAAUUGGUGGCAUAUUUAGAUUUCCACUUGUUCGGACUGCAAACAGUCCCGGAGUGUUACAGAACAACCAUCAGCGAGGCGGCCAAAGCUGGAUAUAUUGUUGUAAUAUUUAUGUCCGUCGGUCUGCUUUUAAUUUUCAUAAUAGCUGGUUUCUUUUGUUUAUGGAGACACCAGAAAGCACUUAAAUAUUUGUCCCAGCCACCUUUAAGAAUCCCAUCACACUUUGAAGAGUAUUUGAGAGAGCCCAGCAUGCCUCAUUUAGAGAUGCUGGAGAACCACGAUGAAGACCCCCAAGAUUCUCUAACAGUUGUGUAUACUGGAGAAGGAAGCAGCGCAUAUGGUGACAUGUUGGAUGGUAACGCUUGUUCACGCAGCAGCUCCAGCAGCUGUGAUGUAACUUAGGGGGCACCUUUGUGAGAACACUUGUAUCCAGUUUUUGCAGAAGUUCCUGCUUGCAAGUGGUGCUGCUCAGCUCCCAACAGGACAGACAGUGAGCUCUGGACAAAGCCACUAACAAAUUCUGAGCAAGACUUCCUGAGAAUAAUGUGGAACCUGGGCCUUUUGUUGUGCUACAGCAGCAACAAUAUUCUUUCUGCCACAGACUAGAAAUGUGGAAUUUGAAGGUGAAAUGAACACUAAAUUGCCUUAAGAAGGACAGCUGGCUACAAAUGACUGUAUCAUCUUUGUCAUAUUUCUCCCUCCUCCCCCUGAAGCCCAGCUUUGAGAAAUAAUGGCACUUUAUCGAGUAUAAUGAAGAAUUCUUAAAUAAUUUUAUAGCGGCUUUUGUUUUGUUACUUUAUUUGUGAAGUCUGUGUUGUCCCUUACUUUGAGUGUAUUAUAUCCAAUCCACUAUGCUUUCCCAAUUUGUCUUCCAUGACUGCUGCUUCAGCCAAAAAUGAUAGUCUAGAAAGAAACUUCAUGGUACUUAGUCCUCCUCAUUGUGAAUACACGAAAAGAACUACUCCAAGAAGGACAAAGGGCAGUUAAUUCCAUCUCCCUUGGAUCUGUGCAUCUUCACACAGCGAUAAAAAGCAUUAAUCUGUUCCUGCAGUGAGACAAUUGUAUUCUUCGCAGCAAUAAAACUUGAUUUGCUCAGAAGUUAUAUAAAAUGUCUUGAUAAUGGUCAGACACUAACAAUCUCUUGUUGACUAGCAGCCCAGUUGUGUAAGUGCCAGGCUGACUGCGAGUUGUGGUUUCAGUACCUCAAAGCAGAAACAGCAGAUUAUGUAAUAAUCCUAUGGGAUCUGAAAGGUGUCUCAAAACACAAAAGUAACCAUUUCUAUAGUAAAAAAAGACAGGGUUUAUUCCGUUAAAAAAUGUGACUUUUUAAUGUUUGACACAAGUUGUUCUAAAAAAUAAAAUAAAUGUUUGGUUG
This is a messenger RNA of Meleagris gallopavo (turkey), 2026 nucleotides long. Lineage: Eukaryota; Metazoa; Chordata; Aves; Galliformes; Phasianidae. The record is from RefSeq and is a predicted model, not a curated record.